This is a messenger RNA of Anguilla anguilla (European eel), 1016 nucleotides long. RefSeq lists its product as uncharacterized. The record is from RefSeq and is a predicted model, not a curated record. Lineage: Eukaryota; Metazoa; Chordata; Actinopteri; Anguilliformes; Anguillidae. Bases 237 to 866 code for a protein of 209 amino acids. The transcript is spliced from 8 exons.
UACUGCUUUAAAGUUGAGAACAAUACAUUGUCGCUUUCCAGCCGUUUAUUGUUGCUGUAUCCAAGUGGCCGCGGAUAAAUGCUUCUCCCCUUUACAGACCCGUGAAAUGGUACGGAACUGAAAGCGAUAUCGGCAGAGACACAUUGAGACGUUCCCAAGCCAACCGUUGCCACUGUCAAUAGAUAAACGUAGCUUCUGGAACGUUGUUUCUGCGGUGUGAACACGUCUGCACCAGCAUGAGGCUACCUGGAGUCUCUGUUCCCUCUACACCUGUCUCCUUCAUCCGCGCCACCCCCAUUCAACGUCAACGCUACAUGGUCACACCCCUCGCUUUACCCGUAAUCUGUCCGGCUACUGUCCCACUCUCCGUCAACCAGUGUGGGCCUCGACUGGACCCGUUGCGUCCUCCUCUACGCCGCAGACAAACAGCCAGUCUGGAGACACCCGCAGUGCAUCACUACAACCACCAGAGGGCAGUGGUCAUGCAGCAAAAAGAGUACUACAGGUUUCACCAGGCAUGGCAGAGACCAUUCUAUGGUUCUCGGGCAGAGAAAGAGGAAUGCAGGAAGGAGGUGCGGGAAAUACUGAAAAAGCAGAUGGGAGAGAAGUGGGAAGCUCGUAAGCGGCAACUGGUCAAUAAAAUGCAAGAGCUGGAGAAUCUGCGGGAGGCAGACCACCGAGCGCUUUCCAAACAGCGGGAAGAGAUGUCCUCCAGGGCCAAAGAGAUGAGGCAGUACCGAGAUGAGAACAAGAGGCUGAUGGAGCAGUGCUGGAGGGACAAGGCAGUCAGCCGGUCUCUGGAGAUGCUGAGAGAUAGGGAACUCCUUCAGUACAACCCUCUAAACUGGAGCUGCACCCUUAAAUAAUACAGCCACACCCCUAACACUGGGCCAUCCCACAUCUCACACCCAAUCAUGAAAGGGAAAUAGGCUGAUAGAUAUAAUGUACCAGUACAACAAAGAUUUUGAAAAAUUUAUGAGGAAAGAGAUCUGAUACAAAUAAAACCAGAACUAUGA